This is a messenger RNA of Adelges cooleyi (spruce gall adelgid), 2826 nucleotides long. RefSeq names its product transportin-3-like. Gene Ontology annotation, cellular component: nuclear membrane; cytoplasm. Lineage: Eukaryota; Metazoa; Arthropoda; Insecta; Hemiptera; Adelgidae. The record is from RefSeq and is a predicted model, not a curated record. Gene Ontology annotation, biological process: protein import into nucleus. The transcript is spliced from 17 exons. Bases 1 to 2826 code for a protein of 941 amino acids.
AUGGACGCCCAGGAAAUGGAUACUAUGGAGGAGCCUCCGACAUUGGAUGAGAUUUACGACGCUAUCUCCGUGAUAAACAACAAAGGAAGUAGCACUAAUAAGUUGCAGGCUGCUUCGCAAUUGCUCGAAAAUGUGCAGAAAUCGAAUUUCGCUUGGAAGGUCGCCGAAGAGUUGAUAUCACGAAAAAUCAACCACGGUUCGUGUUUCUUUGCGGCGCAAACGAUCCAAUCAAAACUGAUAAACGAAACUAACGAGAUACCGCCAGAGUCUCUUAAAGCGGUACGAAGUUCUCUUUAUGGUUAUCUAGCAACGCUCGACGUCAACAACGACGAUGACCGCGUAAUUUCGAUCCAACUAUGCGUCGCGUUGGCUCGUGUCAUUAUCGAAUUGGGAUCGUGGUCGACCGCGACCGCCGAAGUCGUAUCGAGAUACGAAACAAUGACCACGGUAUUCCUUGUCGAGUUGCUGUCCGUGUUGUCCGAAGAAGUGCAUACCCGGAGCAUGCGCAUAGCAGUCCACCGGUGCAUGCCGCUAUACACGGAAUUCGUUCGGAACGUGCCGAUCGUCAACGAAUUUCUGGAAAUGUGUCUCAAGACCGAGCCCAACGACGAACGGUUGAAAAAGGUUUCUUACAAAUGUUUCGCAAACUGGUUGAACAUCGAUUGCGUGUACUCGUCGACGGUGUGGAACAGCGCCGUACUGGUCGAGGUGUUCAACAUGUUGUACACCAACAAUUGUUCGCUCGAGAUCCACGGAAUUGCCGCCGACACGGUAAUCGCAUUUAUCAGUACGCUGACCUACAACUUCCACGAUCAAGCGGAAUUGCAUGUCGAAGUUUUGUCUUCGAUUAAAAAAUUCGAGAAAGCGUACGCGGAGUGUGUGACCAACGACGAUACGGAAAGAUGCAAAAACUACAGUAGAAUCUUUACGGAUUUGGCCGAAGUGUUGAACGUCACGGCGAUACUGAAAACCAUCGAAGACAAUUUCGAACCACAUUACGCAAUCAAAACGUUCGACUCAGUACUCUUGUGUUCAAACAGCGAUAAAUUCGAGGUCGCACAAGUAACUUUCCACGUUUGGUCAAUAUUGGCCGAAGAGUUGAACCUCAGACGCCACCCUCAGUUAACCGAAUUGUACAAACAUUAUUUCGAUAACUUGCUCCCUGCGCUGUACAAGCAUUGCGUGAUCGACAUCCAGACAGUGAAUCUGUCGGAGGACAAAGACGACGAUAUCGCCGAAAUUAGAAAGGCGUGUUCGAGCGUGAUCAAAGACAUAAGCGUUGUCGGCAGUACGUCGUAUGUGUUCAAUGAAAUGUACCGAAAAUUGCAAAUGGAAACGACCACCGACGAAGCGUGGAACCAAAAGGAAGCUGCGCUGUUCGUCAUGCAGGCUGCAGCCAAAAAUUUAUCACCAUACGAAAAUGACGUGAUGCCCAAAGUGGUCCAGGCUAUAAUAAACAUGCCGGACACGGUUCACAUAAACAUAAGGUACACGUCGGUGAGGCUUUUGGGAGAACUCGGCAAUUGGAUCGCGCACGGACCUCAGACCAGAUAUUUGGAGCCGGUAUUGAAUUACCUACGGUACAGCAUACAACAAGAAAGUCUGGCCACUGUAAUUGCCCAAACUAUGCACAACAUAUGCGACAGUUGUCGUCUGCCCAUGGUGCGCUACAUCAACGGUGUCGUUGAAAUGUUGGGCAUAGUGGACGGCUUGGGUUUGUCGAACGACGUAUCGAUUGGACUGUUGAAAGGCUUGGCUUAUGUUGUUUCCGAAAUACCCGAUGCGCAUCGUUACAAUUCAGUGAAAACCCUAUGCUGGAGACAACUCAGUCCAUUGCUAGCUUUGGCCGAGGAGGUUGACCCGCCGGCAAACCCUGUUGCCAACACUCCGGCCGAUCCUGUUUUUUGGAUCCAGAGACUUUUGGCCGUUUUGAGAUGCUUGCACGUCAAGAGGCACCGCAAUAACGAUCCAUGCGUAGUCGCUGUUGUGGAGGUUAUGUGGCCGUUCGUGUCGAACAUAUCCGAAAGAUACAAAACCAAGGCUCGGAUAACGGAAUACAUUUGUCGCUGUAUUAAGCGCAUGACCGGAUUGUUGUCCAAUUUGCACAAGGAACACAUGCACGUUUGUUAUUUGUACAUUGCGUCGAAUUUGGUGGAGGAUUACGCCGAGUCGUUCCAAAACGAGGUGCUGGAGGCAGAGUGCCAUUUGAUUCUGUUGAAAAUGAUCAAUUCGUUUCACGAACCGGCAAUCCAGUUGAUGAGACAAGAGGGCGGUCUGCAAAAUCACCCGGACUUUAUCGUCGGGUUUUUCCGGAUGGCCAACAGGGUCGUCGGCAAGCUUCCCCAAGCGUUUUUGCGGUCGGCCGAACUGGAAAUCGUCGUCAAAUGUGGUGUGGCGACGUUGUCGGUCCAUCACAAAUACGCCAACACCGCGGUAGUCAAAUUCUUGGUAGACUUGUUCGCCGCCGGCAAUCCCAGACGAGUAGACAUCGAGCUGGACGUAGCGGCCAGGAACAACAUAAUGGCAAUGUUCUACGCGGUCGGCGAACAGUUGAUAGAAGGCUUAUUGAAUAUGGCCCUGUACAACCCACACGAACGCCUUUUGCCGGAAUUAAUGGAAAUCAUCAUGGAGCUUUUUUGCUACGAUGGUGAAAAAGCAAUGGAUUGGCUUAGUAACGCCGUGGUAAAUUUACCGGAAACACUUCCGGACGGUCGCCCGACGGCCGACGCCGAACAACGUUUGACUUUUUUGACUAUCGUCUACAAACAUGAACAUCAGAUAUUCAUGUGCCACGCAUUGCGAGCAUUCCGCGAUUGUUUCCAGUAA